Macrobrachium nipponense is the source of this 673-nucleotide messenger RNA. RefSeq names its product cuticle protein AM1199-like. Gene Ontology annotation, molecular function: structural constituent of chitin-based larval cuticle. The record is from RefSeq and is a predicted model, not a curated record. The coding region runs from base 110 to 493 and encodes 127 amino acids. Gene Ontology annotation, cellular component: chitin-based extracellular matrix. Lineage: Eukaryota; Metazoa; Arthropoda; Malacostraca; Decapoda; Palaemonidae. The transcript has 3 exons.
GGGAGGAGGUAGAAUUGCUCAGAGGUGGAGGCAGUUGCAUUAUAUAAAGAGCUCUCAGACUUACUCAAGACAUCAGUUGUUCUGGAAGACUUCCCUUGCAACAGCCAUCAUGAGAGCAAUCCUCUUCGCUUCCGUCAUCUGUGUGGCCCUGGCUGCCCCUCAGUUCCAACAGGACCCCGUGGCCAUCACUCGGGACGAAAGGAUCGACAACGGCGACGGGACCUUCAGAUAUGUCUUCGAGGCUGAGAACGGCAUCUCAGCCCAGGCCAGCGGAGUCCAGGGCGCUCAAGGCCAGUCAAACAUCGAAGGGGUCUACAGUUAUCCACUCAGUGAUGGCAGCGGCUUCGUCGAGGUGAGGUACGUGGCUGACGAAAAUGGCUUCCGUGCCGAGUCCCCCUUCCUGCCCACCCCCCACCCAACUCCCGCCCACGUCAUCGAACUCCUGAGGAUCGCCGACGAACAGAGAGCAGCAGGAAUCACCUUUGAGAAAUAGAUUGGAUUUUAACUCUUCAUGAUUUCCUGACAGAGCGAAGAAGUGAUGCUGAUUGGAACAAAAAUGUUUCUGUUCUGAAUAUUUACAUUUUAGUGGGGAAAAUUUAUUCUUUUCCAUGAAUGUACUGAUUGAUCCCUUUGUUUCAUUGGUAAAUCGAAAUAAAAUUUCUAUCUACGAUUA